Setaria italica (foxtail millet) is the source of this 957-nucleotide messenger RNA. RefSeq names its product chitinase 11. The record is from RefSeq and is a predicted model, not a curated record. The transcript is spliced from 3 exons. Gene Ontology annotation, biological process: carbohydrate metabolic process; chitin catabolic process; cell wall macromolecule catabolic process. Bases 98 to 784 code for a protein of 228 amino acids. Gene Ontology annotation, molecular function: chitinase activity. Lineage: Eukaryota; Viridiplantae; Streptophyta; Magnoliopsida; Poales; Poaceae.
UUAUCGAUCGGCCUUAUAAAAGCCGUGCCGUGCCGUGCCGUGUCCAAACGGCAGUGGCACUCCACCAUCCCCACAUCCUCGAAGGCUGGCUAGAACAAUGAGAAGGCUUUUCGCGCUGCUGGCCCUCGCCGGCGCCGCGCUGCUCGCGGCGGCCGGCGGCGCCAGCGGGCAGCAGGGCGUGGGGGCCAUCAUCACGCGUCAGGUGUUCGAGAGCAUGCUCAGCCACCGCGGCGACAGCGGCUGCCAGGGCGCCUUCUACACCUACGACGCCUUCAUCCAGGCCGCGGGCAAGUUCCCCGCCUUCGGCACCAUCGGCGACGACCAGACCCGCAGGCGGGAGCUCGCCGCCUUCUUCGGCCAAACCUCCCAUGAAACCACUGGCAAUCUUCACACGCUGCUCCGGGGUUGGCCGUUUGCCUGGGGAUACUGCCGCGUGGAAGAACAGCAACGGACGGACCCACCCUACUACGGACGUGGACCCAUACAACUCACUCACAAAUACAACUACGAGCUAGCCGGGCGGGCGUUGAAGCUGGACCUGGUGUCGAGCAACCCCGUGGUGGCAUUCGAGACGGCCAUCUGGUUCUGGAUGACGCCGCAGGCCGCGAAACCCUCGUGCCACGACGUGAUCACCAGACGCUGGGUUGGCGGAAGGUGGCAACCUCUCCUGCGAGAUCCAGAUGACCGGGUCGGGUUCUACAGAAUGUACUGCGAGAUGCUUGGGGUGGCGGAAGGUGGCAACCUCUCCUGCGAGAUCCAGAAGCCUUACGGACCCACCGGCUAAUUUGCAACUGAAAUAGUGAAAUAGUAGUAGUAGUAGUAAUCAAUCACCACCACUGGCUGGCCGUAUUAGAGGGUGGCUACAUGUAUUAUGACUGCGCUGGCUAGCCUUCACAUGGAGUAUGAGUGAUGUUAAUACGAAUAAAGCUAGCAAAUUAGCAAUUCAAGCAAAGGCAA